AUGUUGACUCUCGAGUGGGAGUCGGAAGGACUGCAAACAGUGGGUAUUGUUGUGAUUAUAUGUGCAUCUCUGAAGCUGCUUCAUUUGCUGGGACUGAUUGAUUUUUCGGAAGACAGCGUGGAAGAUGAACUGGAGAUGGCCACCGUCAGGCAUCGGCCUGAGGCUCUCGAGCUUCUGGAAGCCCAGAGCAAAUUUACCAAGAAGGAGCUCCAGAUUCUUUACAGAGGAUUUAAGAAUGAAUGCCCCAGCGGGGUUGUUAAUGAAGACACCUUCAAAGAGAUUUACUCGCAGUUCUUUCCACAGGGAGACUCUACCACAUACGCACAUUUUCUGUUCAAUGCAUUUGAUACGGACCACAAUGGAGCUGUAAGUUUUGAGGAUUUCAUCAAGGGUCUUUCCAUUUUGCUCCGGGGGACAGUACAAGAAAAACUCAACUGGGCAUUUAAUUUGUAUGACAUAAAUAAAGAUGGCUACAUCACUAAAGAAGAAAUGCUUGAUAUAAUGAAAGCGAUAUACGAUAUGAUGGGUAAAUGCACAUAUCCUGUCCUCAAAGAAGAUGCUCCCAGACAACACGUUGAAACAUUUUUCCAGAAAAUGGACAAAAAUAAAGAUGGAGUCGUUACCAUAGAUGAAUUCAUCGAAAGUUGCCAAAAAGACGAAAACAUCAUGCGCUCCAUGCAGCUCUUCGAAAAUGUGAUCUAACUUGUCGAAUACGUCCUCAAUCAGACAAAUGUGAACGAUUCUAUCACACAAGUUGGAGCUACCACUUUUAGCAUAGAUUGCUCAGCUUUACACUGAGGCAUAUUAUGCAAACAAGCUUUGUUUUAAUAUAAAGCAAUCCCCAAAAGAUUUGAGUUUUCCAUUUAUAAAUUUGCAUCCUUUUCAUAAUGCCACUGAGUUCAUGGGAUGUUCUAAGUCAUUUCAUACCCUGUGAAUAUUCAAAAGUAAUAGGAUCUGGCAUAUAGUUUUAUUGAUUCUUUAGCCAUGGGAUUAUUAAGGCUUUCACAGUAUCGGUGAUUUUAAAAUAUCUGUGUUUUUUGCUAUUCAUUUGUAUAUAUUCAGCCCCAGGAUUUUAAAUGGUUUUCUGAAAUACUGGCAUCUGCACUUAAUUUCCAGAUAUUAGUUUUCAUGUUUGUAUGCUGUAAUUCCAUUUAUACUUUAAGUAAACAAAACAAGAUUACUACAAUUGGAAAAAAACAAACAAACACAUAGUCCCAGUUUCUCUGGAUUUGCUUCCUUCUGUUAAAGACAUUCAUUUACCUGACAUUUUUUUAUAACAUGAAACAAGUCAGUUUAUCACCAGAUGUCAGCAUAUGCCUAAUAAAGCUUAUUUAAUAAGCAUUUCUUAAUUUUUCAUAAUACACAUUACAGCCAAGGCCUACAUGAUGUAUGUAAUUUUGGAUUUGUUCAAUCCUACAGGUUGACUAUUAUGUCACUAAGCGGAAGUCCGAGAAGGUGUGAAACAAAGCGAGGAUGUCCACAGGCUUAGCAAAGGGUCAGGACAUCCGUCAUCCAGUACGUGGCA
Balaenoptera acutorostrata (minke whale) is the source of this 1525-nucleotide messenger RNA. It is a transcript of the gene KCNIP4, whose product is annotated as potassium voltage-gated channel interacting protein 4. The transcript is spliced from 8 exons. Gene Ontology annotation, cellular component: voltage-gated potassium channel complex. Gene Ontology annotation, biological process: regulation of potassium ion transmembrane transport. Gene Ontology annotation, molecular function: potassium channel regulator activity; calcium ion binding. NCBI's taxonomy places the organism in Eukaryota, Metazoa, Chordata, Mammalia, Artiodactyla, Balaenopteridae. Bases 1 to 702 code for a protein of 233 amino acids. The record is from RefSeq and is a predicted model, not a curated record.